Messenger RNA from Aplysia californica (California sea hare), 2343 nucleotides. Its product is annotated as protein PIF. Lineage: Eukaryota; Metazoa; Mollusca; Gastropoda; Aplysiida; Aplysiidae. The record is from RefSeq and is a predicted model, not a curated record.
UCAGCCAGGAGGAGGCCCUGCGAAUUGCUUCAGUUCCUGAGUUGGUGAGACGGCUGGACGAGCCAGGUGUGGCCCAAGUUCUGCCGGACAUUGACUUAGAUCUUGAAGGAGUGGACUGCUUCUCUGGGCAGCCUACAGUGCCCACAACAAGACCUACCACGAGACCAACUACUCCAACAACACGACCUACGACCAGACCAACGACCCCGCCUACGACCCGGCCAACGACCCGGCCUACGAACAGACCUACCACUAGACCUACGACUACACCUACGACUAGACCUACGACUAGACCUACUACUAGGCCUACGACCAGACGUACGACCCAACCGACGACAAGGCUUACGACUCGCCCGACGACCAGGCUUACCACUAGACAAACGAUCAGACCGACUACAAGGCCUACGACAAGGGCAACAACUCGCAGAACUGUACCCACCAGGACCACCCUGCGGACUCCAGGAACGACGGUAACCACCCGGAGAACAACACCACGCCCCACAGUUACCACCACACCACGCCGCACUGUGCGCACCACGCGACCCACUGUGCGCACCACGCGACCCACUGUGCGCACCACGCGACCCACUGUGCGCACCACGCGACCCACUGUGCCAACCACGCGACCCACUGUGCGCACCACACGCCGCACAGUCGUGCCCACCCGAUUGAUGCCGUGACCAUGGGAGUGUCAAACACAAUAGCUGUCGUGCGCCAGUGUCCAUUUGGUCUUUUCUGGAGCCAGCAAACCAGAACUUGCGAACAAGCAAGUAUAAUCUCUCCAGCUGAAGAUGAGUGCAACGGUAGCCGAUCCCGCACCAGAAGUUCCAACAACUGUCGUGGCUACUAUGCAUGCGUGGGUAGGCGGUCCGUCCCCAACUGCUGUCCAAUGGGAUACGCCUACUCCAAGGUCGGAUGUGUGGUGUGCCCGGGAUGUAUAGAUUCCUGCUCCUCCGUGUCUGCCGCCAGAACAUACGCAUGCGUGUUCCGGCCCGUGUGGAACGACCCCACCUCGUUCGAGCGGUACAGGCUGUCCAGUGACGGAGAGGGAAGCUACGUGGCGCAACAGUGCCCAGACAACACUUACUUCAAUCUGGCCAGCUGUGACUGCGUGCCUAAACCCUGGAGAGCAGAGAAUGAAACAGUUUGUGGACCAAGACUUGACAUUCCAAACUUUGCUAUACGCCGAAGUGAGUUCACGUCUGAGAACAUCCAGCUGACUAACCUGGGGCAGGCAGUGCUGGAUGGAUCCACCUCCAAACUGCGCAUCAAUCUGGAUGGAAAUGCUGACUUUGCAAAUUAUGGGGGACCAUUGGUUAUACAGUUCCGGUACAAAGAGAGCGAGGAGAUCGUGUCCCGCCAGGCUCUGCUGUCCAGUCCCGACUGCCCCCGCGCAGGCUUCCUGCUGAUUACAGUGGACAGAGAAUCCAUCCUGAUGGAAGUUACCACAGACGGGGGGCUCCUCACCACGCUCAAACUGCCCACAGCUGGCUUCAAACCAGAUGAAUGGAAGACACUCCGUGUGGUAGACAACAACGACUACAUUUCCUUGAUGGUCAGUGACGGCGAGGACGGCUACGUGACCCGGACGAGAGCUCCCGCGAGCCCUUACGUCCAGUGUGGCCUUGACCUUGGAAGUGCUAACUUUGUCAAUGGCUUCAAAGGGCAGAUCGAACAGUUCACAUUUUACCAGUGCAUCCCAACAAAUAUAGUGGGUUAGGCUGGACUAAAAUUCAAGACAUAGAAACGCUGCCAAUGCGACCCGUUGCUGAAUGAAAAUCAACAGUUUCGCUCACAACAACAGCAACCACUAAAUAGAGACAACAUCAUCAAACCUGCUGUUGGAUUUGUUCCCAAGAUCUGAGCGACAACCAAUGAAUUAAAAGCUUCACGCAUAUGGACAUUUUUUUACGAAAAUAAAAAGAAACAAUUUCACCCAACAGAAUUUGCCUGUUGUUUCUUCACCGGUAGGAAAAGAAUUGAUAGAUUGCUUGUCGUUUUGUAUACACACUGGAUGUGGGUCUUUUACAGAGCUACACAGCGUCUUAAAAUUUCAUUAGAUUCAGAAGACUAAUAAUGAGUUAAGUUUUUCGAAUUUCUUUCACUGCAUUUUCCUCAACGAGAGAACUUCGUGGCAAAGCAGCCACCUGUACAGUUUCAAUCUUAUGUCUGCGUUUUAUUUCUAUUGUACUUCUUUUUCCGUUUCCAAAUUGUAAAAUAUGUUUCUCGUCAAGGUGAGAGAGUGGGCUGGACAGUGUUGUGUUGUUGUUUAAUGUGGUUUUGUCAUGAUAAACGUCAUUAAUAUUUUCUCAUUAAACACAAUGUGUGUUUUUUCCACCGGAA